Durotheca rogersii is the source of this 4546-nucleotide messenger RNA. RefSeq lists its product as uncharacterized. NCBI's taxonomy places the organism in Eukaryota, Fungi, Ascomycota, Sordariomycetes, Xylariales, Xylariaceae. Gene Ontology annotation, biological process: microtubule cytoskeleton organization; intracellular signal transduction; protein phosphorylation. Gene Ontology annotation, molecular function: protein serine/threonine kinase activity; tau-protein kinase activity; ATP binding. Gene Ontology annotation, cellular component: cytoplasm. The coding region runs from base 579 to 3887 and encodes 1102 amino acids. The transcript is spliced from 3 exons. The record is from RefSeq and is a predicted model, not a curated record.
UACCUAUCUGGCCUACUCGUACUGCCGUAGGUAGAUAGGUAGGUACCCAGGUAGGUACCUGCCUGUAAGGCACAGGCACCUGCUGAGAACCGACAAUACAUAUUGAGUAGGUACAUACCUAUUACCUGUAGGCACAUGCCUCCCUCCUCACCUGAACUUGCUAUCGUCGUCUACCUCCAACACGCAACCUACCGUCUGCUCCCAUUUCUCUUGAUCCCCCCCCUUUCUUCCUAUCGACACAAAAUCGACAGAGAACAGGACGACCAUUCAUCCGGGCCGAAUAAAUAGCUAUGGAACAAUAGGCCGUCGACAGCACCACGGAGCCGGUCUUGUUCAUAUCAGCCUCCAACGACAACACGCUACGCCCUCUGUUCUGCCGCUUUCCCACUCUGCCCAGCGCUCCUCUCCACCACAGAAAAGUGUCCGCCAGCACCCGCACCGACGCCCAGUGCUUGUGCUGGUCAAUAAUAAUUUCGACUUUUAUGGAUCACCAGCCUCUGCCCUGAUUGCGUUGUGGCCUUGUCCACACCUACCGUUCCCUGGUCGCUCAUCAAUUUCCGUAGUUGAUUGCUGUAGCAAUGUCAACUUCCGCAACCGAACAACACCAGCAUCAUCAUCAUCAUCAACCACCACCACCACCAGAAGAGGAAGAGCAUCGUCAUCGUCAUCAUCAUCAUUACAAUCACCAUAAUAAUCAACAGCAGCAGCAUCAACCCAGUCACCAUCACCAACCCUCGUCCUGGUCGUCCUCGUCGUCUCCGAGAUCUCACCACGCCCAACUCCCGGUACGAAGCCAUUCGACACGUUCACGCCCGACCACCUCUGCCACCGCCGCUUCGUCGUCUGCCUACAAUUCCUCCGCUCCAUCAACCCCCCAUCAUCCUCCUUCGAGCUCUCAUCAUAACCGCCACCACGGCCGCCAGACCUCGUCUUCCGGCCGUCCCCUCCACGACGUUCUACCACAGCAGGACUAUGAAACCUCAAACGUAGCCCAACAACCUAAGCGAAGUUCCAGCAAAGACCGCCCUCCCCCGGUCUCACGUGGCACCGACUCUCAGGGUGUUCACCGUCGUAGCAGUUCCCGAUCAAAUCACGUUCACCACGAUAUGGCUGGCCCGACGGCUGUUGCCAACAACGCUGGCCCGGCUGCUAUCCCGCCCGUCAUGCAAGCAGCAGCGGAUGCUCGCGCUACAGGCGCUAAGCAGAGGACCUCCAGGACUUCCAUCCCAACCCAAUCUGGCAAAUGGAUUCUUGGCAAGACCAUCGGGGCGGGUAGCAUGGGCAAGGUAAAGCUUGCUCGUAAAGAGGACGGCACAGAACAGGUCGCCUGUAAAAUCAUCCCGCGUGGCUCGACCGAGGAUGGCCAUCACAGUCGAGCUGAUAAGGAGAGGGCGGAUCAGUCCAAGGAAAUUCGGACUGCGCGCGAAGCUGCCAUCGUGACCCUCCUACAGCACCCACACAUCUGCGGCAUGCGAGAUGUCGUUCGCACCAACUAUCAUUGGUACAUGCUAUUCGAGUAUGUCAACGGUGGCCAGAUGCUAGAUUACAUCAUCUCCCACGGCAAGUUGAAAGAGAAGCAGGCGAGGAAAUUCAGCAGGCAGAUUGCCAGCGCCCUCGACUAUUGUCACCGAAACAGCAUCGUCCAUCGCGAUCUCAAGAUUGAGAAUAUUCUCAUCAGCAAGACGGGCGACAUCAAGAUCAUCGACUUCGGCCUCAGCAACCUCUUCGCCCCCCGCGGUCAUCUUAAGACCUUUUGCGGCAGUCUAUAUUUUGCCGCGCCCGAGCUCCUCCAGGCUCGCGCAUACACGGGACCCGAGGUCGAUGUCUGGAGCUUUGGUAUUGUCUUAUACGUUUUGGUAUGCGGGAAAGUCCCCUUUGAUGACCAGAGUAUGCCGGCCCUCCAUGCGAAGAUCAAGAAGGGCCAAGUUGACUACCCGAGUUGGUUAUCGAACGAAUGCCGCCACCUGUUGUCCCGCAUGCUCGUUACCGAUCCGCGACAAAGAGCAACCAUGCACGAGGUCAUGAACCACCCGUGGAUGAUUAAGGGAUAUAGCGGUCCGCCCGAAAAUUACCUACCUGUCCGCGAACCCCUGGCGCUCCCUCUCGAACCAGAAGUCAUUAAUGCUAUGACGGGUUUCAAUUUUGGCCCUCCGGAAGUUAUCAAGACCCAGCUUACCAAGGUCAUCGAGUCGGAAGACUAUAAGCGUGCUGUACAGCUUCUCCAGAAAGAGAAAGAGGUGCCGCCUGUCCCCAAGGACGUGGAAAAGAAACGAGGAUUUGGGUUCGACUUCUAUAAACGACGCAACUCCGGGAGCAGCCGAGAUAAUUUGACUGCUCCGAGCUCAGAUGCUCUCCAGAUUGGCAGCGACCCCCUCAAUGCCUUCAGCCCUCUGGUUUCUAUCUAUUAUCUCGUUAAAGAAAAGCAAGACCGAGAUAAAGUAGAUCCGGCGCCGAAGUCACACGCGCCGAAGAAUGCCGCCGACUCUUCACUACCGGAUAUUGCCCCUCCUCCUGAGGCUCACACGAACACGGCAACCUACGAGAUGGCCGGGGAGAAGGCCACCGGUGGGAGAUCGCGACCACGUGCCAGAACCCACGGGGAGGAUGACGCCCCUGAAGAGCUUAAAAAGGCCCAGCCGCCGGCGACUGUGCCCCCUCCCCCAGACGUUCCCGCAGAGCUGCCUCACAAGAAGGAGAGCACCGCUGCCGGCAUCCUCCGGCGGUUCAGCACGAGGCGCCGCAGAGACGUAGAGAGGCUCGAUAAGGACCGUUCGCAUCCUCCCGUGGUCCACGUUCAUUCUCCGGCUGAAAAUCCGACGACACCACGAAAGAGCUUUAGCAUACGCAGGUCGAGACGUGACCGAGACGACGAACAGGGCACACGACUGCGCUCCGGCAGUAGUCAGCCUCAACACCGCGACCUCCUUACCCCGCCGCUCUCUGCGGGUGGCAACCUGUCGGGAAGCAAAAAGGGCCUAGGGCGUUCGACAAGCGUCAAUUCAGCCGAGUUCAGGAGACGGCCGUUCGGAUCUGCCCAGAGAGUCGCCAUUAAAGAUCCACCGCCCACGAGCGGCUCUGACCAGUCUGCGGCUACUGAUAAGCUUCCGCCGGAACCGAAGAGUGCCCUCAGCCCCCGGGGCACCUCUAUGAGAGCGAAGCCGUUGAGCCACGCUCGUCGGGAGAGCAUUCAAGCCAGGAGAAUGCGCAGGGAAGGGGCUCGCGCUGCUGAUGUUCUCGAGGAAACGGAUCAAGAACUUGGCGAGGCCAGUGGCAACUCGGCAGACCGCCUGGACGACACCGAACUAGCCAAGCCAGUCUUUCUCAAGGGUCUCUUUAGCGUCUCGACGACAUCUACGAAGUCGGUGCCCGCCAUUCGCGCAGACGUAAAGAGGGUGCUCAAACUGCUUGGCGUCGAAUAUACGGAGAUCCGGGGUGGGUUCUCUUGCCGCCACACGCCUAGCAUCGACCUCAAGAAGGGCGGUGACGUGCCGGGUAGCCCGGCCCCGACUCCCGGCCACCGGCGCAGGUUCAGCUUCGGAAUCAGGAGCGACCGGGAGCGUGACGAGGUUAGAGAGGCCGAACGAGUGCCGCCUACGCCACGAACACCGGGGAGGGGACGGGUCGAUGGGGCCGAUUCAAUGUCGGAGCUCUCCGACCCGGAGAGCAUCAUCCCUCGAGACACAACCGGCUCUUCACGGAGAGUGCCUGGGGAAACGACUACGCACGUGCAGAGCGAUCUGGGCGGCAACAUGGUUUUGGAAUUUGAGAUUUUCAUCGUGAAGGUGCCUCUACUCUCGCUGCACGGAAUCCAGUUUAAGCGUAUGGAGGGGAACACGUGGCAGUUUAAAAACAUGGCAGACCAUAUCCUCAAGGAGUUGCGUCUGUGAAGCAGAGCCGCGUGGAGGCGCGUCGUUUUUGUCGCGCGACAAGGAGAACUUGCUACUACUAUAAAAGGUUCGAGUUGACGCCCCGGGGGAUGCCUGCGUCCUCUGCCGAGCGGCGAGGUCUCGGCAGCGUAGGCUCGGAUCAGCCUGCUCAUCGUUAAGACUUGGUGAGAUAGCGUCAGAAUCUCGGGUCCGGUCCUGGGGGAGUGGUGAAGAGGGCGGCAUGUUGACCUGGUUUUCGCACGAGCCUAUGGAGGCAGAGACGACCCCGCGCUUGGGGGAGGGGAGGGGGAGGCUCGUGGUUGUAAGGAUACGAAGCAGAGCGGUUGGCGGGUUUGGUGAAGGGGCUUUUCACGACCAUGAUGUUUUCUUAAUAGCAAACACAAAGCACCUAAGUAAUGUAGAAAGAAUCUAUCUCGGGCGCGGGCAGACUUGGUAUUCAUGUAAUCUGUGUACUAUGCGUGUGUGUCGUUAUUCUGGCCGCAAUGCUUAUAGCCCUCGAUUUAGGUGGGCAGUGUAUAGGUAUUGUAAAUGCCCCGACCAUACCUGGGCACCUAACUUGCCCCAGGUACCGCCUUAGGUAGCUAUACAUACAUUAGUAGGUAUCUAGGUACCUGUAAUUAGGCAUAUAUGUAGAUAGGAGAUCAGUAGGUUAUAUAACG